Molecule: messenger RNA, 837 nt
Organism: Phyllostomus discolor (pale spear-nosed bat)
Lineage: Eukaryota; Metazoa; Chordata; Mammalia; Chiroptera; Phyllostomidae
Product: cytochrome c oxidase subunit 7C, mitochondrial-like
Exons: 2
Coding region: 1-255 (84 amino acids)
Biological process (GO): mitochondrial electron transport, cytochrome c to oxygen
Source: RefSeq, a predicted model, not a curated record
AUGGACCGUUUAAGCCCAUUUCGUGAGGCUUCCAACAGCAAAGUGUUGGGACAGAGUAUUCGGAGAUUCACAACCUCUGCGGUCCAUAGGAGCCGCUGUGAGGAAGGUCCAGGGAAGAAUCUGCCGUUUUCAGUGGAAAAGAAGUGGUGGUUCCCAGCUAUGAAGACUGUGUAUGUUGGAUCUAGAUUUGCUACACCUUUUUUUAUAGUAAGUCACCAACUGCUAAAAAACAAGGAUGUUUCAGUUAAUCCAUGAGACAGAUAUGAAGAGGAGCAUUUUAAGAGGUGCAGUCUCUUUGAAAAAUGGAUCAAACUGUUGACCUUCAACAACACACUAGCUGUGUUUGUAAAUAAGCUUAUGGCAUGAAUCCUUCAUGCUUCUUCUCUGAAAUAUAAAAUGUGACAACUGGGCAUGUGUGUACUUUUUUUUAUUUGAGUGUUAUCCCAAUAUCAAAACAUAUGUGAUUUAGCUUGUUACUUGGUCUUAAAUUCUGAGAUUUUAUUUAAUUAUUAAUCGCUAGGUCAUGACCUUGUUGGUGCUUUCUGUUAUAAAAGAGAAAUGCAAACUUGACUUUAAGUCUAUACUAAUUCCCCUUUUAUUUAAAGGGGGAGAGAAAAUUUUAUUUUUAGUCUUCCCCUUUACUUUGAAGGAGUACAUGGCUUUUUGUCCAUGAGCGAUAAGGGGAAAACCGGUGGUAUAUACAGAUUAAAGUACAAGAACUUCACUUUUUCCCUCUAGACCUAUACCCUAAAACCAGAAUUUUUGUCUUAAUAAAUGUGCCACUCACCAAUAAGAGUCUUGUUUAGAUUGAAUAAAAGGGCCAUAUUUGAAAUGGAA